AUGGACAUUGACGUCUCUAAUCUGUUUGACGAUAUGUUCAACAGUACGACAAGCUAUUCUCCUACCUUUCUCCAGUAUCCCUCGCUCGUAUCUCAAGUGUACCACCAGCAUGCACGGGAGCUCGGCCGAUGGUUGAUAAACGACGGGUAUGACUUCGUCCCUAAUUCAGUCCAAGAUGCGAGUUUUGAGGAAGCCGUAAAGAGCAUGAAUACUUCGCCGGAACCGGUAGUACUCGUUGAAAUAUCCCAAGAAGAAAUGUUCACGUUCACGAAAGCGGCCCAGUCGGGUAACAGUGACGAAUCCAAGUUGAAGGUCCAGAUUAUUGUUACCUCGACAACUCCCAUGGAGUGCAUCCUAGAGUUUAAUUCAAAACUCACCUUCUGGGCCAGCCUGUGUCAUGAACUUCGUCUCUAUAACACUGCAUAUUCGCUCUAUCCGUAUGCUACUUUUGAGCGGCGUGAGUCGCUCGCAAUCAGCUAUGACAGUAAGAGCAGCAGUAAGACAAGAGCACUUGGCAAGUACGCCAGACGAGGGUGGAAGAUUAUUGCCCUUACGCCCCUUAUUGUAUCUCGGGUCGCCGGAGAGAUCAGCCUUCCUCGAGAAUUUUUCCCUGGGGUUCCCAGAUGGGUAGUCGACAAUAAGAGCUGGGUUGUGCAUCUGGAUACAACUGGGGUUGUUCCGCCUCGUGCGCUCUCACCAUCUUCUACUGCACUGACUUGGGAUCCUGCGGCUGAAAAUAGCUGGAUUAUGAUGCCAUAUAAGGACGGGGUUACACUCAAAACAUUUUAUAUGUCGCACCAAAUAGCGAAGACGACCAUUCUGAAGUCUCGCUACGCCGUGGCUGACGACAGCUACCUAGGUUAUUUGAGGGAUUUCUUCCGAGUGCAAGGUGAACUGGAGUACUUCAAGUUGCCUCCUGACGAAGAUAGGUUCAAGUCUGAUGCAUGGACAUGCAUGGCGGACAUAGUGAAUGGUAAAUGCUUCGCGCAGGAAGCACCAGCUGAGCCUCCGCUCAUUCAACAUGGCAACAUAGUCUUGCAAGCUCAUGAUAUUGGUUGGAUCAUCACCGGUUGCUUCACCCUUCUUGCGUUGAUUGGUUCUUUCUGGCUGAUUAACAAACAUUUGUUGUGGUACACAAAUAAAGUGGAACAACGAUAUAUCGUGCGGAUAUUGUUCAUGGUUCCUAUAUAUGCAGUAAUCACCUUUACUUCCUAUCUUUUCUGGAAUCACUCGAUUGCGCUCCUCCUCAUACGCGACUGCUACGAAGCCAUCGUCUUAACGUCAUUUUUCUACUUGAUUCUGAAUUAUCUCUCCCAUGACCCGCUGGAGCAGAAGGACAUUUUUCGCAAGGAAAGACUAUCGCGUGAAAAUGACCGCGAAGCAAGGAGACAAGGGCGCACGCCGACUCGAUGGGUGUUUCCACUUCAGUUCAUUCGGUGGAAGCCCGAAGAUGGUCUGCACUUUUUGCAACUCAUGAAAUGGGGCGUAUUGCAGUAUUGCGUUGUUAGACCGAUUACCACGCUUGCAGCCGUGAUCCUCAAUUACAUAGGCCUGUACUGCGAUGAUUCUUGGAGUCCUGGAUGGGGACACCUCUACAUCACCGUGAUUAUGUCGAUAUCUGUGACCAUAGCGAUGUACUGUCUCCUUCAACUUUACGUCCCCAUUUCUGGUCAUCUGGCGCCUCAUAAGCCAUUGCUUAAGCUCUUUGCGGUCAAAGCUGUUGUAUUUCUCACAUUCUGGCAAGAGACAUUUGUAUCGCUCUUGGAGGAUUUCGGUGUAAUCAAGGAUACCCAAUACAUGACCGCUGAUAACAUCGCCACCGGCAUCAGCGCAAUCUUAGAGACUUUCGAGAUGACCCUGUUCGCACUCCUCCACAUGCGCGCGUACACUUAUAAGGUUUAUUACACUCCUCCCAAUUGCACAGUGCGCUGGCGCUCCCUGCUUCAUGCCAUGAACUUCAACGAGACUUUUCGCGAGCUGUGGACGGGCACUGUCUACAUGAUCCACAGGAUGCGGAAUCGCGAGACGGAUGCGCUCUCACGAAGAGAGGCGGUGAUGGAGGAUGUGUUUGGAAAGUCGAGAAUUGACAUGCGCAAUCGUGUGCAUCCACGUAGCGAGAAAUCGCCAUUUCAUGACCAGACGCCCCUGCCCGUCGAGGCAGACGAGAUUGUUCAUAUCGAUGUUGAGCGGCAGUGGCUGGGUAUUGGCGAUGAUUACGGUUAUGGCCUGGGUGAGUACUCUAGAAGCAGGAAGGAACGAAGCGAUCCUCUCGAAGAUCAGAUCGAAAGAGAGCUGCUUGUCAGAGGACACAAGCGAUCGCAAUCCAGAGAUCACGGUGCUAAAUACUCUUACCUUCACCCUGAUUCACCUGAUAAUGCGACCCCCAUACAUCAUCGCCAUCCAUCCUGGUGGCAAAGUAUGUUCCCGUCUAACGAGGAGGGGCAUUCCCACCAAGACCGCCCUUGGAGACGAUCCAGAACAGAUCCAACCUUGGCCCAUUAUACUUAUGAUGACCCGCCUCCACCUUCUGCCAUACGGACCUAUCGUAGUAGUCAGAAGAACUUGGUGGCCGAUGCAGUUAAGGUGGCUUCAGUGGAUCUCUUACCUGCAUCGCGCUGCACUCCCCUUUUAUCACACCAAACUCAAUCAAUUCUUACUGACAAGAGGCAAGAGCGACCACUCCCAGCUCCGCCAGCUUUAUCUCCUACAUCGCUAUCUCCUAUCGAUUCAACUUCAGAUGUUACCUCGCGAAACUCGGACAGUUUCCUUCACCGAGCCUUUGUUGGCCUCCCGGAUUCUUCAAGCUCUGCAGAAGUGACUAUUUCUACUCCCCCGUCAUCUCAGUCCCAUCGCACGCGAGUACGCCUAAUUGGAGAGCCUCAAAUCUUGAUUCAAGAAAUUAGUUCUGCACGACGUCCUAUUCUCAUCCGCUCCUUAGCUCCCACUGGGACCCCAGUUGCAACCGCGAGCAAUCGUGCUACCUUGACCACGCUCCCAGAGUCGCCGUCACAACGACACGGUCGGCCGGCCGGUGACCAGCACCCUGUCCCCCCAGCUCCCCGCACAGCUUCCAGUCCUAGAAAAUCAAGCCAUCAGCGGCCCCAUUUCCGGCCAAGAUUUACGCCUUCUAGGGAUCAAAUCGUCCUUCCUACUCCACUUUCCUCAGCACUGAACGGCCGGGCUCAGACUAACACAUCUGCGCCAUCAGCUGUAGAGCCGAGGAUACUUCCUCUCGACUCCUCACCUGCUCCCGCUCAACCACCUCAGUCUCAUGUACUCGAUCUGCCCCUCAACGUGAUUUUUCCUCCUCCGAGUCGCAGCGUGUCACAAGAUCCUUCAAGGCAUCUGCAUUUGUAA
Molecule: messenger RNA, 3357 nt
Organism: Fibroporia radiculosa
Lineage: Eukaryota; Fungi; Basidiomycota; Agaricomycetes; Polyporales; Fibroporiaceae
Exons: 18
Coding region: 1-3357 (1118 amino acids)
Biological process (GO): transport
Molecular function (GO): transporter activity
Source: RefSeq, a predicted model, not a curated record